CAUCAUGUUUUGUAUGCUGUUGGAGAGCUUAGGAAGGAACUUAUCAAGGCACCUAGCCCUACCACUCACCCAAAGAUCACUGGAAGCUAUAGAUGGAAUCCAUAUUUAAAGGACUGCAUUGGUGCCAUUGAUGGCACCCAUGUGCUGGCAAGGGUGCCUAGACACAUGCAGCAAGCUUUCAGGGGUAGGAAAACUAACCCGACACAAAAUGUGAUGGUUGCUGUGGACUUUGACCUCAAGUUCACAUAUGUUCUAGCUGGCUGGGAGGGGUCUGCCCAUGAUGCACUUAUCCUGGCUGAUGCCAUUGAGAGGGAUGAUGGGUUCACUGUCCCACAAGGUAAAUUCUACUUGGUAGAUGCGGGGUAUGCAUGCCGCACUGGCUUUCUACCCCCCUUCAGGGGGGUUAGGUACCAUUUGAGUGAGUUUGGGAGCAGAAAUCGACCUACCAAUGCAAGAGAACUGUUCAACCUGAGACACUCAUCACUUAGAGUUACUGUGGAGAGGGCUAUAGGUGCAUUGAAGAACAGGUUUCGUAUCUUGGACAACAAGCCCUUUCACAAGUAUGAUCAGGGUGGGUUUGUCCCAGCUACUGAUGUGAUGACUGAGACGAUAAGGGUUGGUGCUAGUGCACCAGCUAACGCUGAUGAUGCUACUGCAUCUAGUGCUGGUGCUGCUCCAGCAGCAGCUGGACUUGUUGCUGCUGUUCCCGGGGGUCCUAGGGCAAUGAGGUGGAACAACAACACCUCUGGAUUUAUUCUUAGGAGGAUGGCUCAACUUCUUAGUGAUGGUAGCAGGCCUGACAAGGUCUUCAAGGACAAGGAUGUCAACUCUGUUGCCAAAGCCCUUAAGGAGUACAGUGGGGAGGCAGUGAGCCCAACUCAGGUGUAUAACCACUUGAGGAAAUGGAGGCAGAAAUGGUCUAGGGUGUCUAAGCUCAAAGACCUUAGUGGGGCUUUAUGGGAUAGUGACUCCAAUGCUAUCUUGCUUGAUCAGGAGCACUACCUUGGCCACUGCAAGGACCAUCCAAAAGAUGCAGAGUUCCUAAACUGCCCUAUUAGGUUCUACACUGAGAUGGAGGCCAUUUUUGGCCAUGCUAUGGCCACUGGCAAAUUUGCACUUGGUUCUGGUGAAGCCUUAGGACAGAACCAGGUUGAUAGUGUUGCUGCCAAGGUUGAGGGACCUGCCUUCACCUAUAUCUCUGAAGAGAGAGCACAAACUGAUGUUGGAGAGGGUAGCAAGGCCACCGAGAACCCCUCCAUAGUUGUGGGUAGGAAGAGGAAGAGAGGGAACUUCAGUGAGGAUGAGAUGCUUAUGUUGACCAAUAUGUCUGAUGCAGUGAACAAUGUGGCUAAUGCCCUUAGAGAGACUGGACCUGCCCAUGUGGAUGCUAACCUCUACCUAGCUGUGAUGGAGAUGCCUGGCUAUUCUGAGGAGGCACUGAUUGUUGCCUACACCUUCCUCCUGGACAACAAGGCUCAAGGCAGGGGCUUUGUUCACAUGACUGAGGCACAUAGAAACAUUUGGCUUAGGACCUUCCUAGCCAAGAACUACUACAUGUAGGUGAAUUACAUGUUGGUGUGCGCCACCACCCACUCUCUCUUCCUACCCACUCUCUCUUUUGACUAUAGCUGGGAAUAGUUUGUUGUAGACAUUUUGGUGUGCAGUCUGGUUUACUCCCACCAGUCCUUUUGUCUAAUUUACCUAGGAGGGUGGCUAACAAUAGGUAACAUUUGGGUGGACACCAUUUGAACCCUAAGCUGUUGGGCUCAAACUUAUUGUAAGGCACUAUUUGUGUAGCCUCUGUUGGCUGCUGUGGUAAGUUUAUAUUAUUUCAUCCAUUUCAUACUAUGAUUGAAGUUUUUACUUGGCCAAUGAUGCUAUAUACACCAAUCUGAGGUGCAUUUGCAUUUGAUGUGUUGUACUGCAGCUGAGGCCCGUGUUUACUUGUGCUUUCCUUUAUUCCUAUGAUGACAUAAUUGCCAUUGAACCAUGUUGUCAUUAUUGCCCGUGUUAAUGUGGAUGAUCUUUAAAUUGUGAGGUACUGGGCAUAUGCUGAAAAUUAUGUUGUUUCCACCAUGUUGUGAUUAUUGCCUUGGAACCAUGGGGCACAUCCAUGCCCAAUGCAACUGUUAUCCACAAAAGAUGACUUGAUGGCUGGGUUGGAUGAAUAUCAUGGUUUCAUGGCUGCCCAGCUAUGUUCCUUAUGCUCCAAGUUAAAAGAUCACA
Messenger RNA from Zea mays, 2226 nucleotides. RefSeq lists its product as uncharacterized. The coding region runs from base 166 to 1560 and encodes 464 amino acids. The transcript is spliced from 5 exons. NCBI's taxonomy places the organism in Eukaryota, Viridiplantae, Streptophyta, Magnoliopsida, Poales, Poaceae. The record is from RefSeq and is a predicted model, not a curated record.